Molecule: messenger RNA, 7377 nt
Organism: Bubalus bubalis (water buffalo)
Lineage: Eukaryota; Metazoa; Chordata; Mammalia; Artiodactyla; Bovidae
Gene: CERS6
Product: ceramide synthase 6
Exons: 12
Coding region: 540-1757 (405 amino acids)
Biological process (GO): ceramide biosynthetic process
Cellular component (GO): membrane
Molecular function (GO): DNA binding; sphingosine N-acyltransferase activity
Source: RefSeq, a predicted model, not a curated record
ACCUGCCCCCCACCCAUCGCCUGUAGGCGCACUGGAAGCCGACUGAGAGCCCUGAAACUCCAGUCGGGCCGGAGCCGGUGCUGUGAGCAUGUGCGAGCAAGCCCGGGGGACCGGAGCGGAUUCGGGAAACCGGACCUAGGUCGCUACCCUAAGCGCCGCUCCAGAGCUCGGUGACCGCAGGGCCAGUCGGCUCUCCCAGGAGCGGUGCCCCUGCGCCCAGGGCGCAGCGGCUGCGCCCUGCCCUCCGGGCGUGGGCUACCCGGCCGCGUGUGCCUCGCUGCUUGACGCGAGGACGAGCCAAUCAGGGCCAGCGGCCCGGGCUGCCGUGUGACGGGCGAGGCGGCUCCUUUCCCCAACGCGGCCAGAGGGAGGAGAGAACCGGGGCUCGCCGCGAGCCUUCGAGAGCAGCGGCCGCGGAGGAGGCUGCAGCGGCGGCGGCGGCACAGGCUCGGACCAGCAGCGCGCGCAUCCCCUGGCGCCCUGCGCGGUGGAGAGCUCGGCGGGCCGCGGGAGCCCAGGACGAGAGUGGACAAAGCAAGAUGGCAGGGAUCUUAGCCUGGUUCUGGAACGAGAGGUUUUGGCUCCCGCACAAUGUCACCUGGGCGGACCUGAAGAACACGGAGGAAGCCACCUUCCCGCAGGCUGAGGACCUCUAUCUCGCCUUCCCCUUGGCCUUCUGCAUGUUAAUGGUACGGCUCAUCUUCGAGAGAUUUGUAGCCAAACCAUGUGCCAUAGCCCUCAACAUUCAGGCCAAUGGACCACAGAUUGCCCAGCCAAAUGCCAUCCUGGAAAAGGUCUUCACUGCAAUUACAAAGCAUCCUGAUGAAAAGAGAUUGGAGGGCCUCUCCAAGCAGCUGGACUGGGAUGUUCGCAGCAUUCAACGCUGGUUCCGACAAAGACGCAACCAGGAGAAACCAAGCACGCUGAAGAGGUUCUGCGAGAGCAUGUGGAAAUUUUCAUAUGGCCUUUAUAUAUUUACCUAUGGAAUCCGGUUCCUGAAAAAGGUCUUGAAAGGAACCAUAUGUCAAACCUUUGAAAAUAGAACGCCCUGGCUGUGGAAUACAAAGCAUUGCUGGUACAACUACCCCUAUCAGCCACUCACACCUGACCUUCACUACUAUUAUAUCCUGGAGCUGUCGUUUUAUUGGUCUUUAAUGUUUUCCCAGUUCACUGAUAUCAAAAGAAAGGACUUUGGCGUUAUGCUCCUGCACCACCUUGUAGCUAUUCUCUUGAUUACCUUUUCAUAUGUCAACAACAUGGCCCGAGUAGGGACCCUGAUCCUCUGUCUCCACGAUUCAGCCGAUGCUCUUCUAGAGGCUGCCAAAAUGGCAAAUUACGCCAAGUUUCAGAAAAUUUGUGAUCUCCUGUUUGUUAUGUUUGCCAUGGUUUUUAUCACCACACGACUGGGUGUAUUUCCUCUCUGGGUGUUAAAUACCACAUUAUUUGAAAGUUGGGAGAUUGUUGGACCUUACCCUUCCUGGUGGGUUUUUAACCUACUGCUGUUGGUAAUACAAGGCUUGAACUGCUUCUGGUCUUACUUGAUCAUAAAAAUAGCUUGCAAAGCUAUUUCAAAAGGCAAGUCUGGGAAGUGGAACCCCUUACAUGUGUCCAAGGAUGAUCGAAGUGAUAUUGAGUCUAGCUCAGAUGAGGAGGACUCGGAACCUCCAGGAAAGAACCCCCAUACUGCGACCACCACCAAUGGGACCAGUGGUACCAACGGGUAUCUCCUCACUGGUGCUUGUGCCAUGGAUGAUUAAUUACUCAAAACCACAAGUCCCAAACAAAGUGAACUGUUUGUUCCUGGAAAUAUUUAAUAAAUUGCAAAUGCAGUUCCUUUCAUAAUCUCUCAGCACCAGAAACAAAAAUUAGGAUUAUCAAAGCAUUUUGAAUAGUGCACUGCCAUAUGUCCUGUCUGUGAAUGAAGAAGAAUUACCAUUCUAUAUAUGUAGGCAUGCUUUAUGUAAUUGACACAAGGGAACGGUAUUUGCAUUUGUACUGUCUUGGAAUAUUAUUUAUUUUCUUUUUGUAUUUGUUUGUAAAUCUGUGGACAAAAGAGCAUUUCCUCACUCUUUUUACUCUCUGGGUUCAUGACAGUGAGGGAGAUGCUCCGUUUGCUUCUACCCCUUUCUUGCUGUGACCUAGUCCACUAGGAGCAUCAGCUUAAUUGGUCACUUAGAGCGAGCAAAACCCAGUGCAAGAUUCUCGUGCAGCUCCAAAUAGGUUAGCUCUCUUUCUGUCACAAUGCCCGUUCUGAAAUGGCCUAUUCAGUCUCAAGUGACCUUUCUCCCAGUGUAAAGUUGAAACAGGGUGAGCUCAGUUUUGUAAUUAUCAUUUUUCAUGGUCAAUUGGUGGUGGUGAUGGUUUAGUCGUGAAGUCGUGCCCGACUCUUGCGACCCCAUGGACUGUAGCCUGCCAGACUCCUCUGUCCAUGGGAUUCUCCAGGCAAGAACACUGGAGUGGGUUGCAAUCAAACCCGGGUCUCCUGCACUGCAGGUAGAGUCUUUACCAACUAAGCUACGAGGGAAACCCUUCAUGGUCACUUAGCUGUUCCAAAUAGAGUGUGGUUAUUGGAGGACUUAAAAUUGUUUUGUAUGUAUUAAAUUACUUUGGAAUAGACUUCCUCUCUUGCACACACACAGCCAAAGUUUCUUCAGUGAGAAUGGUAGCUAGUUGAGGGUUAACUUUUUAAGUUACAGAGACUUUUUUUUUCUUUAUUCUCCAUUAUGGGGUCAGUGCUCCAGCUCUGAAGGAAGACUUAAGUUCAUGGUUACAAACAAAGAAAUCAGUCUUCCAACUGGGAAUUUGUCCCAUGAUCUAAGAAUAAUACAAAGAGCAGCAGAUUUCAACCAGGUUUUACCACUACCCCUUUAAUUAGUGCAGUCUUCCGCUAUGGCAUGAAAAAAAGAAGCUAAGUAUAUUUGGGGACAGAAAAAGGGGACUUCCAAGCGUUGCCAAAAGUCACCUCUAGUGCAAAGCACAUUACUGCAACCAGCUUUCAAGAAAGCACCCUCUCUAGUAUUUGAUCUUGUUUUGUUUUUUCUGGGCAAAAUAAAGCCAGUGAGAAUAAGACCAUUUUACCCUUUGUCUUUUCUCCUUAAACAUAACCCUAACAUAACAAAAUUUCCUGUUACUAGAAACUGGGCAGUGUUAGACUGUAGGUCCUUUUGUCUGCUUCUUUGAAGGACUUGUUCAUUUUCCAGGAAUUUUUGUUCAAAUGGAGCUAUUUCCAGAAAAAAAGCAACAAAAAUUCUACUCAGUAAAUGAGAAAGACAACUGAAAAAAUAAGUUUCUGUAGUCUCCUACAGGGCAGUGUUAUUUAUGUAUAGAUAAGAAAACCAUACACAUAAACCAAAGAUUUUAUCUCUUUUCUUCCAGCUUUUAGUAAAAGGGAAUAAAAAGUUAUUAUACUUAUUUCAUAAAUCAGGAAGACUAUCUCCUGAAACAUAGAGUCCAAAACCACAAAGUGAUAUCAAUGUGCAGGUCAGGACUAGUGAAAGGGACAGCAAAGUACUAAAAAGCGCAUGUCCUGCCCAAAGCCACUCACAUUCAGGUCAAUUUUUUUUUUUAAUUGAAGUAAAACUUUGUGCCCACAAUGUGCGCCAUGAUUGUUAAUAGUUAAAAGAAUGCUCCCAAACAAAACCUCACCCUGUAAUGUUAAAUCUCUUCCCACCUAUUUAUAAAAUAAUGUGUUUUUGGUAUGGUCCAUAGUAAUGAUUGAAGGGCCUUAGAAAUAUGUCUGCUUUUUUUGUUGAUGAAAUGGUAUGAUUAACUCUUCUUGGAAAACCUUAUUAUUUUAUUUCACAGAACAGGGGUAUGUCUAGGAGAGUAAUUUAUGGAUGGUCAAGUUGUAAGACCAAUCAUUAAAUAUGAAAAGUGCUUGUCAAGUCAUCUGAACAUCUGCUAAAAUGCAGAUAUAUAAAAAGUAAACCAGCAAGCAUGUUAUAGCUGAAAAUUUUUGAUAAGGUGAAAAUGUCUUCUCAACUAAAAUAUGGAAAAUAUAAAAAAUAGAAAGCCUCGUGCCUUGCUUUAGUAUCUAGAGCAAGUCCUCUAUUGGGUGAAAUAAACCAGAAAGCCACAGUGUGCUUCUAUUUGGGUCAUAUGACACUCUUUAGCGUAGAAGAAUAACUUCAAAAGAUCUGCUUGUAAAUUAAAGGUUUAGAAGACUUGCAUGACAUGAAGAAAAUUGCCUGUCCUUAGCAAAGACAUCUGAACAUCUGACUUUUGUUCUUCCCAAAAGUCACUUAGAAGGAGAAUUGGGAAUUCUCAGAGCCUCCCUGACCACUGACAGUAACAAAGCAGUCUUCUAUGUAUCAAUACAUUUGUGUUUCAUUUUACAUUUUAAGGCAAAGAGUCCUUUUUGAUUCAUCAAAAUGGUGUUUAUAGGUCUUUUGAGAUAAAGAAUAAUGUAUCUCUUUUCUACUGCUCUCCCAUGGUGGCCUGAUAAGCCUGAGAGAGAAACUAUGUGAGAUCUCAUAUCUUCUAACUGUGCCAGGCCAUAGCUUUGGAAGUGUGUAUUGCAAUGUCAGCUAUAGGUUAGUAGGAAUGUUGUUUCCCAUUAAUUGACUUAGCCUGUCCUGGUCAUAUUCAAAUCUUCCCAAGGUACAAAGGGGUAAAUAGGAAGGAAUCUAGAAAAAGUAAUAUUUUCUCCAAUUCUAUAGCUUUUCUAGACCAAUUAGAGGGAGAGAAAUGUAGAAAUUCGAGUAGAAUUUGGCCUUGGGUCAAUAAAUGAUAUAAAAAUGUGUGAUCUGUGUAUGUACAUGUAGGUUUCUCAGAAAAAUGUGAUAAAACCAAAAUAUCACUGACUUAUCCUUAUCCAUAUUCUUUUCAUGAAAACCAUCCGCCAUGUGCAAUAGAAGCUUUCCACCUCCCUUUUUACUGCCUGUUCACGCCACCUCCACAGCUGAGAGGGGAAGACUCCUUUCAGCCUCUUUGCCUCAGAGUUCAGAUCAUGAAGGCCCUAAGGUCAGCAUCUAAGUAGUCCCCAUUUCCAACUUAAGUGUUACAAAUGUUGAGAGUAGGGGAGCAGCUAUCCGUAUUUUGGAUUAUUAAACUAAGUGUUGAGGAAAAUGCACAAGAUUUCUGCUUCACCCCAGGAUUUUAUUAACAUUCAGAUCCUGCUCAGCUGCUGGACAGAGGCUCUCCAGAGUAGAGGCUCUCCAAAGUAAACAAGCAACUGGGUGAGAGAAAUAACUCUUUAGUGGGAUAAAAUUUGGUCACCUGCAGCCAAAAUGACAGGUAAACCUGAAAAUGUCCUGUUCUGUUGCCAAACUUUUCAUUCUGAGUAUUUGAGAGUUUGAAUUUGAGCAAACUGCACACUUGCAACUUGGGUAGAAAGGGUCUGAAUUUUCCACUCUGUAUAUUUCAACCUCAUUGUUAUUUGGGCUGAAGUAAGACAUCAUGUUUCAUUUCAGCACACCUGAGUCUUUAAAAAAGAGCUCUUCCAAGAGAACUUUAGGGACACCCAUGAUUGUUCCCAAGGUGUUCAUGAUUUUUGCAUUGGUAGUUAUUUUUGUCCCCUAUGUGGAGAUGUUAAUGCCAAAGUUGCCUGAAUAUUUGAGUAUUUUUUCUUAAUUUGAAAUAUGAAAAUUAUACAGAAUAGUUACAAAGGUUUUAAAUAAUUCUCUUUAUUAGUAUGUCCUAUGAUGUCAUUGUGUCCAAAGAGGUUUCAAGAAAUUCUUUAGAAGUAAGAGAUUAAAUGUUUACAUUUCACAUGCUAUUUGAGGUCUUAAGAUUAUAAUUAGCUUACUUUUUCCCCCUCUUUGUCUUUGGCUGAUUCCUGCUUUGUAGAUAAAUAUUAGUAGCCCUGAAAUGUUUCUAGUGUUCAAAUAAGAAAAAAUCAAAUCAGAUCAAAGUCUGCGCCAGUGUCCUGUCCAUGAAAGGAGUACUGUCAAUCACAAACAGUUCAUGCAAAAUGCAAGAUAUUUUUUUAAGUGACAUUAUUGUUGUCCCCAUAGUAGGUUUAAAUUUCUCUCGGUAAAAUGAAAUUGUACCAUUUUCAAAUUACCAGAUAGUAAUUAACACUGUUCACUGUGGCCACAGUUUAAUUCUUCAUUUUUAAUAGGCUGGAAACAGGCCCUGUGGUUUGUAUUUGCAUACAUGGUCCCCUCCCGUCCCCUAGGGGGCGUUCAGUAGAUGCUAAGGAGGUAGUGGACAAGUCGAUGUCCACUUGUCCACUCUGUGCUGUCGAAAUGCCUAACAUAUGCUCACUGGAAGCAUACCUGAUGCUGUUUUUUAUGGAGAAAAUUGUAUUAAAGAACAUAAAACAUUAAAAGUAGCUAUUAAUAAGAUCUGUAAUCACCUAAAAGAGUACCUUAGUCUUUCCAAUGUGAGUUCAACCUGAAGCCUUUGAAUGGAACACAUUACCAAGUGUCCAUAAGCUAAGAUCCCCAUCCAAUCAAAGACAUACAAGUCUCUGCAAGUAGAUGACACAUGAUAUAAUGUCUCCACAAGACUAGACAUUCUCAGGAGUGCCCAGGAAGGAAUGGGAAGGCACUGUUAGCCUAAGAUCUAGCUUGUUUAUCUUCUACUCACUUUCUUUUAAAUCUGGAACUUGUAAUAAAAUGAAUCUAAAAUAUUGUCACUUAUCUGCUAUCAAUUUCCCAAUAACCAUUGGAUCAGUUGUGUAUCACACUUCCUUCUCUGAUUCCAUUUAAAAAAAAAACAUAUUGUGCCCAUAUGAGCCUGUUUUCCUCAACACAAGUCAAUGAGAGCUUGGCUUCUUAUUUUGGUAUGUGUUGCAUGGCCUGGAAACCAGGGAACAACAGCUGUUGGUGUGAUUUCUAUUUUAAGUGAAAAUUAGGUUUUAUAGAGACAAUUUUUUUUUUCUUUUGGAUCUACAACAGUUUUUUUAAACUGUGAUUGUAAAUCUGCCCUUAAAAAAAUAGAGGUUUUUAAAGAUUAGUUGCCAAAUAGAAAUUCAGUCUGUGAUAGGAACAGUUAUAUGGUGAUUCUGGAACUUUUAACUUAGAGCUUCAUUAAUUUAAAUAUGGAAAAUAGCCUCCAAGUUUGAUUUCCCAAAGCUUCUAAGCUCAUGAUUUUCAUCUCCUUUUUGCCCACAUGAUCAGUUACCUCCAUAGCCAUCUGGUAUCAUGCAAAAGGGAGGUGGUUAGUUUGGGGAUUUGAUUUUUUUCAACUUGCAGUGAGAAAUAGGAUAGGUGACAAAACCUUACUUGUUAAGACAGUUCAGUGCUUGAGCAUCUCUGUCAGAAAUGGAAUGAUGUACUGUUAGCCCAUUACAAUUAUUUUAUGUAUUGUUACUGUAUUUUGCUGAUUUUUAUAUGAAAAUAUAAUUAUUCAUUCUUGAUCUCUGGAAGCAGUCAUUAUUAUGAGGAUCAUUUUACUUUGAAAACACUUUCAUAAUAAAGAUAAGUCUUAAGA